Culicoides brevitarsis is the source of this 3122-nucleotide messenger RNA. Its product is annotated as HEAT repeat-containing protein 6. Lineage: Eukaryota; Metazoa; Arthropoda; Insecta; Diptera; Ceratopogonidae. The transcript is spliced from 5 exons. The record is from RefSeq and is a predicted model, not a curated record. The coding region runs from base 68 to 3088 and encodes 1006 amino acids.
GGUGCUUUUAAUGAAAAUUUCUCUUUAAAAUACUAAAUUUAAGAGAAAAAUCACCCAAAAUCGAGUCAUGGACCCAUUUUACUGCCUUAAAGAGACCCUAAAAAACUUUAAUCCUCAACAGAAGCAACAAUUACACGUGCUUUUGAAUGAAGUUAACAGCUCCGACAGUUGUCGUUACAUGCCUUUAAUUGAAAUUACCGCAAUAAUUCGUCUCCUCACACAACUCCAAGACCUCGACGAAGCCUUAUACUGCAAAUCUUUCCUCUUAAUUAACAAAUUAGUGUCACAAUCGAAGCCAAGUUUAACGGGAACUGUUGCCAUCGACUGCCAAAACUGGAUUUUCGACGCUUUGGUCAAAGAAAAUGGGAUUAAAUUCGAGUGUUUCAAGUCGUUGACGAUCGUUUUGAAGCAUUCGGAUGUCGUGUCGCCGAAAAUUCAAACGGAAAUUUGCGAAAAAGGGUCUGUGGUACUUGGAUUUUUGCAGAAAUGUUGCGGAAAUAAGAAUUUAGAGACAGAUUCGGAGGCACAGGAUACAUUAAUUGCCGUUGUGAGGACUGUCGAGAUCAUUUGUUACAAAUCACCGGAAUUGUCUGAAGCGGGAAUUGAUGGAAUUGAGAAAAUUUCGUCACAAUUGAUGUUUUUGCUGCUUGCUGUGACUCCCUCGAACUUUGGUUCGAAAUAUUUCGCGUUUGCCGGAAGUUGUUUGAACGUUUUUAAUCACUUGUUGCUGCUUCGUGCCUCUUGGAUCGAAGAUUCGGACCAUUUGCAGUUCAUUUUAGGUUGUUUUAAGGCAUUUGCGAGUCUCGAUGAAGGUGUUAACAAGCCCUCGAAGGUCACCGCAUCGACAAUGAUGAUGCCCGACGAUGACGAGCCCUCACUUUUGUACGAUGCCACGACGCCAGCUGCGAAUAAAAAGAAGAAACGACCUCGAGUGAUGAAUAAAACGGCAAAAAAGCAACAAAAUGAGGCUCCAAAUACGAGAUUAACGGUUCCCACGUUCAGCAUGAAGCAAUCUAGUGACUCGGAACAGUCAGAUACGGAAUCGCCGCACAUCCAUACGCGUCACCGAUUGAAAUCGAAUGCAAUGAAUCUCCUGUUAACCACUUGCCAAGUCACGGAAAGGCGAAAAUUGUUCGGAAAUUGGUACAUUUUCUUCGAUGAGGCACCCGCAACGUCACUUUUAUCGAUAAUGAAGACAGAUCCUUCUGCCAAAUGUCGUUCGAUGGCCUUGCAAACGGCUUCUGUGAUCAUUUUUAAGGUUCGUCAGUACUUGCAACAUGCCGAAUUGUGUGACAACUCACCAUAUUCGUUCACGCCAUAUACCGUUUCUUUGGGGAUUUCGAUGAAAUAUAUUUACUCAACGAUCACAGAAAUGCUUGAAACUGAAUCCCAUAUCACUGUGACGACUCAAAUUUUGAAGUGUUUGUGCACGUUGAUCGGCGCAACGACCUUCAACAGCGUUUUAUUGCCAAUAAUCGAGAAAUUUUUGCAUUCUACGAAGGAAUUGUUGCUACAUAAGGACUUGACGAUCAAAGUUGCGUGUUUAACGGUUGUUGAAUCGUUCCUCGGGAUCAACGGCAUAAGUGAGGCUUCGAUUUUAAGUGUUCUUGGUAUCGAUAAGGCUCGUCUGGAGCAUCAACAAGAGAAUUGGAUACUUGAAACGAUCUUUUCCAACCUAAUUCCGGACCAAAACAUGCCAAAUUUAACAAUUGCUGCUAGUCUUCGCAUCCAAAGUCUCCAAGUAUUGCAAGUAGCUGCCCCAUUUAUUCAUUUUUACAUACCGUACUUGCCGAAAAUCGCUCAGUGUAUUCUUCAUUCGUUGCAAGAUCCGUCCCCUGAUGUGAAACUUCACUCCGCAAGAGCUCUUUAUGGCAUCACACAACAUAUCAACACGCAUUUAUCGUCUAGCAACGACGUUUCCGACCUCAGUGAGAAUUAUUACGCGUUCUGGAAUGAAAUUCUAUCGUUCGCUGUUGCAGAAUUACAAAAUACGGACAACUCUUCGAGCAUCCGGUGUCACAUUUGCGACAGUUUUGCCUUUUUGGAGUGCAUUUACGACCGUCUUUCACGCGAAAAGCAACUUUUCUUCAUUUCUUUCAUCACCGGAACCUCCUACGACGACGAUUAUUUGGUAAAAGCGGCGUCAAUUCGAUGUCUCGCGAUCAUGGCUCACUUCCCAAUCCUCAACGAAGACGUUUGUUUCAUCGACAACACGCUCGAACUGACGAAAAAAAUGUUUUUAGAGUCAAAUGUUCAGGGAAAAAUCAAAUCUUCGUGGUGUUUGGCGCACAUCAGUGACGUUCUCAUCGAAGCAACGGAAAUGGAAAUGUCCCCGCAAGCCAUCAUGAGUUUACUGGAGCUCUGUUCGAGAAAUCCUAAAGAAAAUGAAAAAGUUCGUGUGAACCUUAUUCGAUGCAUUGGCAAUAUUUUGAGACUUGUUACCGCGUCGCAUGUCGUAAAUUCCGAAGAAAAUACAAAAAUCAUCAAAAAUUGCGUCUCGAUGAUCGAAGUGAAUAUUUUGUCGAACGAAAGUAUGAAAUUAAAAUGGAAUUCGUGCUAUGCCGCGCAAAAUCUCAUCAAAAAUUCAGAAGUUUUUAACUCUACGAAUUUAGUGAAUUGGCAGGAGAAGAUUUUUGGAGCACUUUUUAAGACAAUUUUGGAGUCGAAGAAUUUUAAAGUGAAAAUUAAUGCGAUAACGGCACUCAGGAGAGUUGAGGAACGAAAGUCUUAUGGAUUGUUCUUCCUGAAAAUAUGGAAUUCGUUGAUUCAGGUACUUGUGGAGACGAGUAAUUUGAUAAAUUAUAGCGAGUACAAGUAUAAGGACAGUUUGGAAGAUCAGGUCUGUCUCUCCAUCUGCCAUUUAAUUCUGAUGCUCGAAAAGGAAGAUCUCGUCAACGCAGCUCUCGUACUUCAUCCCGUGAGUGACGCCAUAAAAACAAUUUGGCAAAAUAUCAUCACAAAAAUCUCUCCGGAAGAAUCGCUCGACAUCCACAGCGUCGAAACUCACUUAAAUUCGUUAAAAAAUAACAAUUUAAGCGCCGAACAAAAACUCGCCUUCAAUGCUUUUGAAUUCUGCUUUACCGGAUAGUAAUUUAAGAACAAUUAUUUAUGAAAAAAUAAAC